Molecule: messenger RNA, 985 nt
Organism: Aspergillus piperis CBS 112811
Lineage: Eukaryota; Fungi; Ascomycota; Eurotiomycetes; Eurotiales; Aspergillaceae
Product: NAD(P)-binding protein
Exons: 3
Coding region: 236-901 (221 amino acids)
Source: RefSeq, a predicted model, not a curated record
GUCUAUCCUCAAAUUGUAAACUCCAUGCACAUAAGAUACUACGCAAUUCCCACGCCGCCGUUAGUUACUCUAUAGAUACAGCCUGGUGAAGAUCAAAGUGGCAGUGUCCAGCUAACCCCGGUAUCUCCGACGACCUACCAUUAUAUCUACAGCAAACAACGCCCAUUCAAAACACUAAGCACCGUAACAUCGGACUAAGUCCUUCCCCUAAGCUCCUUAGUGUAACUGCAUUAUAAUGAAAAUAAUCCUCACCGGCAGCACCGGCUUCAUCGGCCACGAAAUCCUCACUCAAUGUCUCCGAAACCCGCACAUCACAUCCGUCAUUGCGCUGUCCCGGCGCCCGCUCCCUACCAAUAACCCCAAGCUCACGGUCAGACUCGUGGAUGAUUUCCUCACAUACCCUGAGAGUUUAUUGCAGGAGUUGAGGGGAGCGGCGGCGUGUAUUUGGGUGAUCGGGGUGAACAGAACCCGAGAUACCGAAACAGCUCGGAGAAUCAACGUUGAGUAUACGAUGGCUGCGAUGAGGGCGUUCGGCACACAUUUGCCUUCGUGGGUUGAGGGAGGGGGGAAGAAGUUCCGCUUCGUUUAUCUGAGCGGAGGGAUGUCGGAGAGGGAUCAGAGUAGGUCGUUGUGGAUGGCGGGGGAGACGAGGAAGAUUAGGGGACAAGUUGAGAACGCAUUGAACGACUACGAGAAGACCAACAAUAAUGUAGAGGUGUAUAUUGCUCGACCGGGGAUGGUUCUUGCACGGGGAAUGAGUUUGAGAACAGUGGUUUUUGGAAUGGGCCCGUCGAUUUGGGUGGAUGAUUUAGCAAAGGUGUUGGUGGAUGUUGCUGUGAAAGGGGACGGAGAUGGGGAGAGGGUAUUGGAGAAUGAGAGGAUGUUGCGGUGGGAGCAUUAAUUUUAUUACUGUGCUGAUUGUGGGAUCUAGUAAUCGGAUAUUCUGAGAACAAAUUCGAUUUGUGCAUUUAUUCGUUAUAUCGCU